UUAACUUAAAAGAAAAUGGAAAACAACGAUACAAAAGCCUUGAACGAAGAACAUGACCCUGAACUCGACGAAUUAGAACAAAUAUUCCUGGAUGAAGAGGCUACCUCAAGCUCGACUGUAGCAACGAAGGCCAAUUCGUCGGACAUUGAGCGAGAAAAAGUUUUAUUGGACCUGCUAUCGGAGGAAGCAAAAGAAACUAAAUCUUUGGUGCACGACCCAGACCGAGAUUCCAGUGAUGAUGAGGACGUCCGAAACUUUCUGGAACAAAAAUACAACGAAUAUGGACGUGACAUCAGUGCAAGUCUCAAGAAGAAGGAAGAAGAACAAAAAGAUCGAAGAAUCUCACAUGAAGUAACGACAGCGUUGAAAACGGGGACUACGUCUCGUGUCGGUGUAAUCGGUCCUUCAAACUCUUUCAAACAAAAGGCUACGACAUCGACGGACACCAAACCAGCUCCAAUCACCAAAUUCUUCGAAAAAACGACAAUUUAUACGGAUCCGGUAUUUGGGAUGCGAAUUAAACAGCCUCUCAUUUCGAGUGCAAUGUUAGUCGAACGAAUGCAAAAUCGAACUCCCGUCAGUUUCGCUCGCAUUCGUUAUCACACGGAGCAAGGUGGAGAUUUGAGUAAAGAUUGGGUAGUUGCCGGAGCGAUAAUUUCAAAAGCCGUGAAAGAAUCGAAAAAAGGAGCUAAAUUUAGUAUUUGGAAACUGUCUGACCUACGACCGGGCAUGAAAAUUGUCACGGUGUUCUUGUUCAAGGCAGCACACAACGAAUUAUGGAAAACACCAGAAGGAAUGGUCAUUGGGAUUCUGAAUCCCGGGGUUUUGGAACGAAAGGACGAGAAUAAAGAAGAGGCAGUUCUCUCCGUAGACAAUGCUCAAAAAAUUAUGCUUCUGGGACAGAGCAGAGAUCUAGGCAAAUGUCGCAGUAAAACGAAGAACGGCGAACAAUGUCAGUCAAUAGUAAAUUUAACGGAUUGCGAAUAUUGCGUUUUUCACGUCAAACAAGAGUAUAGCAAAGCCUCGAAACGCAGUGAUAUUCAAUCGUCGACAGCUGGUCGUGGUUUGAACGAACUUCGAAACAAAAUUUUAGGGAAGAAUGAGGUUUUUUACGGGGGACAGUCCUUUUCAGCGAUUCCAGCUAAGAAAAAUGCAAAACAAGUCGCGAAAGAUCAACAUAGACUAAUGACCUUGUCGGAAUAUUAUCAAAGUCCAAACGGACCAACUCCAAGGGCACCGACGUCAGUUCCAGAUGCCACGAGUAAACCAAAGAGUCGAUUGGGUGCCGAAAGACACGAAAUUGAUGUCAAACAAAGGAAAAGAGAUUUGGAACGACUUGCUUUGUUGGGUGGACCUUCUGAGCUAAAUUUAUCUUCAACUUCGUUAUCAUCGCCGCAAUCUCAUAAUUCUCCCAAAAUAAACACUUUGGCAAGUAAAACAGCGACUCAAACUCCUCCACCACCUGCUCCCGAUUCUUGGAAGAACCAAAAGACGCAAGAAUUGUUGUUUUCUUCACAAAAGCGACAAUUGGCUGCCCCAAAGCUUUCCAGUGGAAAUUUCACGGUUGACCUCUCAAUGUCAUCGAAACAGGCAAUGAUUGCCAAACAACAUGCAAUUAAUUUACUCAAAAAUAAACCAAUAGAAAAAGCUAAUCCGAAUUUCAUCAAGCACAGAGGCACUGAAGCAGGCAAGAAGCGGGCUUUAGAAGAACUCGACCAAAAUUUGACUGGUUUAGAACAGGAUGUUAAGAAACAGAAAAUUGAUAAGGCUAAUGAAGAAAAUGCUAAACGAGAACGUCUCUUGCGAAUUAUGAACGCUACUUCAAGUCACAACGAUAUCCUCGAAGUAAAAGAACUGGAGAGACAAGAUAAAUAUUUUACCAAUCUCGAGAAAAAAGAAGCAAUGGAAGAAAAAAUGUUGAAUACAACAAAAGUUGCAUGCAAGGCUGUUAUUUGUUUGACCUGCAAAUACGUAGCAUUAUCAGCUGCAGAUCGGUGCAAGGAAGAACGCCACCCAUUAAAAAUUAGAGAGGCAGAAAAACGCUUCUUCAAGUGCCAUGAUUGUGGUUAUCGAACUAUCAGUUUACAUAGAAUUCCCAAAUUAGCGUGUAAAAUAUGUUCGUCCUCCAGAUGGGACAGGACGUCAAUGAUGCCAGAAAAAACGGUAAAAGUGGGAGAGCAAUUGUCGAUUAGAGGUGACGAAGAAACAUUCAUCGGCAAUAUAAGCGGCUCAGCGAAUUUGAAUUUGCUUGUUCCGGACAACUGAGAAAUAAAACUGAUGAUGAUUUUUCUUUUAUUUUGUUGAAUAAUGAUAACCAACAUUUAUUUUUGUUGUUGUUUUUAAUAAAUACGUGUAAACAUU
Molecule: messenger RNA, 2361 nt
Organism: Culicoides brevitarsis
Lineage: Eukaryota; Metazoa; Arthropoda; Insecta; Diptera; Ceratopogonidae
Gene: Mcm10
Product: protein MCM10 homolog
Exons: 2
Coding region: 16-2265 (749 amino acids)
Biological process (GO): DNA replication; DNA replication initiation
Cellular component (GO): nucleus; nuclear replication fork
Molecular function (GO): DNA replication origin binding; single-stranded DNA binding
Source: RefSeq, a predicted model, not a curated record